AUGGCGGCGGCGGCGGCGGCGGCGGCGAAGAUAGCGCCGUCCAUGCUGUCGUCGGACUUCGCCAACCUCGCCUCGGAGGCCGAGCGCAUGGUCCGCCUCGGCGCCGACUGGCUCCACAUGGACGUCAUGGAUGGGCACUUUGUUCCUAAUUUAACUAUUGGAGCUCCAGUGAUUGAGAGCUUGAGGAAGCACACAAAGGCAUAUUUGGACUGCCAUCUCAUGGUCACAAAUCCUUCAGAUUAUGUAGAGGCAUUUGGAAAAGCUGGUGCCUCAGGAUUCACGUUCCAUAUAGAAGUAACCAGGGAUAACUGGAAAGAGCUCAUCCAAAGCAUUAAAGCAAAGGGCAUGCGACCUGGUGUAUCAUUGAAGCCUGGUACUCCUGUGGAGGAUGUUUUUCCCCUGGUGGAAGCAGAAACCCCUGUAGAGUUGGUUCUCGUGAUGACGGUCGAGCCUGGCUUCGGUGGCCAGAAGUUCAUGCCGGAGAUGAUGGAUAAGGUGCGUACGCUGAGGAAGAAGCACCCGUCGCUCGACAUUGAGGUCGACGGCGGCCUGGGUCCUUCCACCAUCGACGCCGCCGCGUCGGCCGGCGCCAACUGCAUCGUCGCCGGGAGCUCCGUGUUCGGCGCGCCCGACCCCGGAGAGGUCAUCUCGGCGCUGCGCAAGAGCGUGGAGGCGUCGCAGAUCAAGAGCUGA
This is a messenger RNA of Triticum turgidum subsp. durum (durum wheat), 693 nucleotides long. Lineage: Eukaryota; Viridiplantae; Streptophyta; Magnoliopsida; Poales; Poaceae. The record is from the annotation of a GenBank genome assembly.